AUGCGAUUUCUGAGAGACUCGACAACGAGAUUGGCACAGGCCGCUUCCGGCUUUUGCACCAGCAACAUCUUCACCGUCGACGCAAUCUUGCGUCUUGAGGAGUCCGAUAUCGUCUACGGCCGCGGUUUCCGCGACCUGCGUGAUGAAGACAAGAAGUAA
Metarhizium robertsii ARSEF 23 is the source of this 159-nucleotide messenger RNA. Its product is annotated as transposase. NCBI's taxonomy places the organism in Eukaryota, Fungi, Ascomycota, Sordariomycetes, Hypocreales, Clavicipitaceae. The transcript has a single exon. The record is from RefSeq and is a predicted model, not a curated record. The coding region runs from base 1 to 159 and encodes 52 amino acids.